CUGACUUUAUUCUCACUUUAAUCUCAUGAACUCACUGGUCUAAGUUGUCCUCUGCCCCUUGGAACCCAAACCACCAGUGAGACCAUUAACAGCUCGUAACCACAAGAGACAGACAAAGAGCCGUGUGGGGGUCCACAUUGUGUGGAGAGAUUUGUCUGGGUUAAUUUUAACUCCUCCGGGUGUACAGCACCUGUGCUGCAAAGGAAAAUGACAGUGGUAGUCGAAGGUCAACGAGGGGUAGCUUGAUCGCUGCGUGCCAGGCUGAGUUGUAAGAAUUAAAACCAGGUCUCUUGUGCUGGCUGUGGAUUGUGUGAGAUUCUAUCAGGACCGACUUUGGGGUUUGAGGCUCGGCUGCAGCUCCUCAGUCUUUAGCACGUUGGAUAACAGCAGAAAAAGUAAAAUGAGAUAUGAAUAAUCUCAAAGGGACAAACAUCACAGAGCAGAUUAAUAUAAAAGUUAUAUAAAAGGUCUUUGAGGUAUAGAUUAAAUAUUUGUUUCCUCUCAUAUGUCUGAUAGAAAACACACGAGUGAGAUGUCAUGGAAUAUGACUUUAAUAACUAUCUUUGUGUGUUGGUGUUUGAUUAGUGAGCAGCUGGAUCAGUCUCUGGAACAAGAGGCAUUAUGUGGCUCAGGCUGAUAAAAAUAGUGCCAAGUAAAGAUGCCAACUUAAAGCUGAGCUACAGGACAGUUGUGUGUUUGGGUGGGUUCCAGCUUUUUCCACUACAGGGUGUGUAAACAAAGUUAGAAGUUAAUCAGGUUUUGCUGCCAUUGUGUUGUUGUUGUUUGUUUUACAUUUACAAGUUAUACUGUACAUACAAAUAUAAAGAACUACUACUGAAGGACUACUUAUAUAUCUUAUGUUGGGAUUUGGUGGCAAACAAAUCAAAUUGAGGAUAAAGAAUGUCUUUAGUUGAAUAUAAACAAAAAAAAAAAGAAAGAAAGAAAGAAAGAAAGAAAGAAAGAAAAAUGAAAGAAAUGAAUAACGAAUACAAAAUGUCAUCGUGGGCACACUGAGGCAAAUUCCAAAACAACAGAUAUGUGUCGCACUAAAGUAUUGAAUCUUAUGUUCCCCACCUGGAGAUCGUGAAAAAUGAUAUAUAUAUAUAUAUAUAUAUUAAAAAUAAUAAUAAUACUGUGACUAGUAAUAAUAACAAAAAUACUACUACUACUAAUACUACUACUAAACAACAACAAAAAUCAUACAAAUGAUAAUAAUAAUAAUGACAAUAAUAGAGUACUAGUUUUUGUUUUAAUAUCGAGAUUCUUAAUUCUUACAAAAUGCAAACAAUUAAGAAAUUCAGCUCUAGAUAGUGACUACUACAACUGUAAUAAUACUACAACUACCACUACUACUUAUAAUAAUAAUAAUGUAAUAAUAAGAAUAACAAUGAUAGAACUUAUAAUAAUAAAUACAAAUCUCUAAAUAGUGAGAAGCAGCAGCACAGUAAACAACCUCUCCAGAUCUCGCGGAGUCUCGUGGAGUCUCGCGUGGUUUGGCUGCAGCGACGGAAGAUGGAUAGCAUCGUGAGUAAAUCGAUCGUUAGCUGCCGUUAAAUCCGGAGAAAAGCCUCGUUCCGCCCGAUCCACAUCCACAGCCGCUCGCUCCCCGGAGGAUCCAGCCGGAGGGGACACGCUGGACUGGACGCACCGUCUCUUACAGGGGGGGGAUAAUCGGUCUGUAUGUGCCCCGCACGUCGGUUAAGCAGCCGCGGCUAACAAGCUAGGUGGCUAACAUCCGUUGGUGGGUGAAACCAGGAAGGAGUUUCUGCGGACGAGCAGCGCGCGGAGCCCGGCCUCAGGUUGCUCUUCUCCCGCGGACACCUAUCCAUUCAAUCCCCAGCCACAUCCAGGCGGCUGCACCCCGGGAGAAAGGACAAGAAUUUUUAAAUCGACCUGAGUGCAAAGAUGUCGAAGGCUCCAGACGCUCGUGCUAAGUCCCGCUCCAGAUCCAGGUCCAGAUCCAGAUCCUACUCCAGAUCUCGCUCCAGGAGCCACUCCCGCUCAAGAUCCAGGAAACGUCGCUACAGCUCCAGGUCUCGGUCCCGCUCUCGUUCUCACACUCCCUCCUACAGAAACUAUCCUAGCAGGGACUAUCAGAACAACAGAGGCGGCUUCAGAGGCUACAACCGCGGCUACAGACGGCCGUUCCACUACAGACCCCGAAACCGCGGCUACUACAAUCGUGGUCACUACCAGAACCGAGGAGGCGGUGGCUACAACCAUAAAUCCAACUGGCAGGGUGGUGGAGGCGGCGGCGGCGGCGGAGGCUGGCACGAGCGCCACCACGACCAGGACCACCACUCACACAGUCCCAGGAGGGGGCGCUCCCGCUCCCGCACACCCAAGAAGCGCUCUGGCAGCCGGAGCCGCUCACACUACUCCGAGCGCUCGUCGUCGGGCAGAUCUCAGCGCUCCAGGCACUCCAGCGAAUCCUCCCGGUCCAGGUCCUCAAGCCCACGCCACCGCAGUAGCAAGAGCAAGCGUGGCCCCAAGGAAGCCAAGGACAAGCUCGCAGAAAGUCCUCCAGAGAAACCAGGUCAGGCCGCGGAUGGCAGCGCUAUCGAGAAGGCAGCCGGGGGGAAAUGGAUCGACUAUGACGCCAGCCCCAAACGGGCUAACCUUAAGAAGGAGGACGCUCUCAGUGGCUCUGAGACGAAGGGAUCCAGCAGCAGUGGUCCUCUGUGGAAAACCAUCGGGGACGAGACCCCUCCACCCAAGAGCCCCAGCAAGUCAGGACAAACCGCCUCCUUCGGCGGCUUCGGGUUCUUCUCGAAUGAAGAAGUCAAAUCUGGAGAUAAGACUGUGAUCUCUGCUGCCUUCAAAAAGUUCUUGAAUGAGAAUAAAAACAAACAGGCCGCUGAAAAGGAGAACGGUCGUGAAAAGGAGCAGAGCAGCGAAGACAGAGACCUCGAGAAGGGAAGCAAGCCCGGAGACCUCUUCAGCAUGUCCUCCUCUUUCGCCAAGGAGGAAAAGACACGUCCGUUCUUUGACGCUGGAGAAGAGGAGUUCCUCAAGUCUCACGGCCUGAAAGACCACGACAUUGACGAGGACGGCGAGAACAAACCAUCCCUGACGGCUCGCGACAUUUUCGGGAAGUGGGGGGACGAGCCGGUCUACACGACGUCCUACCCGUCCGUCAAGGAGAAAACCCGCAGGGAUGAAGACGAGCUUGAGCCCAUCGAUCACAUGGAGGAGGAUAUGUACCGGAGCCGCAAGCACAGCUCGAAGAAGGAGGAGAAGUCCAAGAAGAAGGAGAAGAAGGAGAAGCCCCGGAGGAGUCCGUCCCCUGCCACGUCAAUGUCUCGAGAGAAAGAGCGCCCCCUAUUCCCUGGAGCGUUCCCUCCUCGUGAGGACUCCCCCGUACGGCUGUCAUGUUCGAGGGAGGAGUUUGAGCUCAAAUUCGGUUCUUCAGAUGAGCUGCCCAGUGUUCCUCACUCCUUCUGUUCUCUCAGCUCCUCCGCGUCUAAAGAUCGCCUCGUGCCCCGGGAUCUGCUGAACAUCUCUAAGAAGGAUCCGGAGCUUCGUUCCACCUUCCAGCACAUUCAGGCCGCACAGCUCCGCCGCAGCCCCUCAGAGCUGUUUGCUCAGCACAUAGUCUCAAUCGUGCACUAUAUCAAAGCUCAACACUUCCACUCGUCAGACAUGACUUUGAGUGAGCGGUUUGCCCUGUACCAAAGAAAAGCUGCCGAGGUAGAAAUGAUGAAGCCAAGGAAGAGCCCAGAAAUCCACAGGAGAAUCGAUGUUUCCCCCAGUGCCUUUAAGAGGCACUCUCACCUGUUUGAGGAUAUGGAGGAGGCGAGCUACAAGGAUCCGACUAAAAAGUUCAAAGGUGAUGUGAUGGACCUUCGGCUGGAUAUUGAAAGACGCAAGAAGUUUGCGGUGAAAGGAGCCAGAAGCCCGGGAGACUCCCGAGGGCCGAGCAGAGAAAAGUCCUCUGAGAAAUCUGGGAAACACCACAAAAAGUCCAAGAAGGGAAAGAAGAAGCGUGAUCGCUCCCCGUCCUCCUCUUCCUCCUCGUCCUCUCCGUCCCCUUACCCCUCACAUUUCAGAGGUAAACCCUACAUGGGCGAGGGGAUGGAGCAGUCGGAGGAGGGCUACCCUCACCCACGCUAUCCCCCAAGGGACUGUGGGGGACCUGGGGAAAGGGGCCCCCGGGAAUACGAGGGCCACCCCCCUGAGAGAGGCCGAGGUCGUGGAUUUUUCCCCAGAGUGAGAGGACGAGGUUGGAACAGGGGAAAUUAUCCUGGCAACAACGGCAAUGUAAAUCCUGCUAAUAUGAAUCCUGCAGUGCGCCCCCCCGAGGAGGAGUGGGACCCUGAGUAUACGCCCAAGAGCAGGAAGUAUUACCUGCACGAUGACCGCGACGGAGAGAAAACCUGGAUCGAUAACCGCGGGAGGGGGCGGGGCUCCUUCCCGGCUCGCCGCGGCCGCUUCGUCUACCGGAAGGGAGGCAGCAGCCCGAAGUGGACGCACGACAUGUUCAAGGGAGAAGAGGAGCGGGACAUGGGAGACGACUGCGUAGAAGUGGACCACAAAGACCUGAAGGGCGGCGGUGGUGGGGGUGAGGGCCCCCCCGGCCUGAAGCAGUGAGCUGCUCCGCUCCGUCCUCCACUUUUAUCACCGUGUCAGAGUCGUGGUGACGGGGUUGUUCUUUCUUUGUUUCUCCCCUCCAAGUCAUCUCAUGGUUUAACGGUUAAAAUGUGUUUUAGUUUGUUACUGACUUGAACCUGAAAGCAGAGCUCUGUUUGUGCGGCUGUUUCCAGACAUGAACCAGACCCAAUGUUCUCCGGACAUUUCCCGGAGAGUUUACCGUUUGUGAGAUCGUCUGGAGAGGUGAGCAUGAGAUGUUCAGAGCAACCGACUCGGACAUUUGUGUUCUCUCUGUGAACUCCGAGGAAAAUGUCCUGACUUCAUUGUGCGUCUGAAAGCAGCUUCUGUAAAGAUGAGUGUGUGUUUCUUCUUCUUUUCUUUCUUUUUUUUACGUGACAGUGAGUUUGAUCGGGUUCCUUUUUGCUGCCGUGUCUUUGUAACAGAGCGAUUUACCGAGGCCACCGAGUUUAAAUAAGAAAGGAGUUUUGUGCCUUAGAAUAAAACAUACUGUGCUCAUGUGAUCUGUUUUUAAAAGGUACAGGAAGGCAUUCUGGUUGUUUUUGUUUUUCUUCCUUUGGGGCCCGUGAUAAAUCUUUGCCGUGGCUUCAUGAUGAGUUUUGAUUCGUUCCCGCUCCAUGGGACCAAUCAGAGGCGGGAACCUGACCCGUGAUUCGUCAUCGACACACGAACACACAACAUGAACGUUGUUCUGUUAAACCCCUGGACCGUUGAUGUUAGUCACUGUUAUCUGAGCUGUUUCACUUCACUUUGAUUCCCCUCAUUAGGAGGUGAAGACAUUUUAUGUGUUCUACAUUAUAUUCUCAUCAAUUUGUAAUUUCAGUAUAAAAAACAACUAAUACAUUUAAAAGAAUUGGCACAAAAAAGAAAAUCUCCUGAUUUGCUGUAGACACGUUAGGUUUCCUGCCUCUGUGAUAUCAGUGUAGGUGAGGGGCUACGUUUGUUUAGACUUUUAAUAAAAAAGAAAUAGUGCGUGUAUAGAAUUAUACAACAUAAGUUAUUAUCGUAACGUCUGAGGGAGGAAAACCACAUUCUUUAAAAUACAAACUGCAGCGAGUCUCUCGUAACAAAGACCUGCAGUGGAAACUUUGUGCUGAACCUGAAUACGUGAAGAGAAACCUGAAAAUCUGUGACACGACAUUUUUUCAAGUAGCAAAAAUACGAACCUGUUCAUUUGAAGCGUCGACACGAGCUAGAAGUAGUUUUUGUGGAUCUCACUUUUGACUGUACAUAGUGCAUGUACUAAACACAGCUGUAGGACUGUACCAUUUGUUUUUUUUUGUUUAAUCAAAAGUUCAAGACUUUUUUUACUGUUCUCAAGAGCUUUGAAUUACUUGUCUAAUAAACUCUUCUUUGAUUCAGGGCAAAUCAGAAGUGUGGUUCUUGAGAUUCCAUGAAAUAAAACCACUUUAAAAAAAAAA
Platichthys flesus (European flounder) is the source of this 6029-nucleotide messenger RNA. It is a transcript of the gene thrap3b, whose product is annotated as thyroid hormone receptor associated protein 3b. Gene Ontology annotation, cellular component: mediator complex. Gene Ontology annotation, molecular function: transcription coregulator activity; DNA binding. The record is from RefSeq and is a predicted model, not a curated record. The coding region runs from base 1906 to 4590 and encodes 894 amino acids. Gene Ontology annotation, biological process: positive regulation of transcription by RNA polymerase II. NCBI's taxonomy places the organism in Eukaryota, Metazoa, Chordata, Actinopteri, Pleuronectiformes, Pleuronectidae. The transcript is spliced from 11 exons.